AGUACAUUAUCUAAUGCUGAAAACGCUUUCUUGAUUAUUCUCAUUAGCUGAUCAUCCCCAUGACCAACAAAUUUGCAGCUACUAAAGCUGCCCUCUUUUCCUCCCUUAUUUCUUGGUUUCUUCAGCUUCUAAUUCUUGCUCAAAAUGAAGCAUAGUGCAGAGGGUUGGCAAGAGUUUUUGUUUCUUGGCUUUUUGCUGCAUAUCCUGAGGACUGGUUCAUCGAAGACAUGGGUUUUUAUUUUAAGGCUUGACCCUUUUUCUGGGACUUCAUCAAGAUCUGCUUUUGUCCCUUUGGUUCAGUCUUCUUGCUCAAAGGCAUAGCUAAACAGAAAUUUUUCUCGGCUGCAGAGUUGCUUGCAGGACGUAUCUUGUAAAUUUAUUCACAUGACAAUUGACUCUUCAAGGACCGGUCCAUGGACUUAACAUCAUUAAGAUGCCUUAUUAACAGUAUUUCUCGAUUCAGUCAUCUGGUGACAUGCCGUGUAUCAAAGAUAAUGCCAGCUGAGGAGGAUCACAGAAGUAUAGCUUCUCUCUUGAAGCAUUUAAAACUAGUACUUGAUGAUGUUGCUGAUCACAAAGCACCUCCCAAUGAAGCUUUAAUUAAAGAGUGUAAAAAGCUCGAUGUAGCUGUGAAUGACCUAAAGAAAUUCAUCGAGAAAUGGUUUCCAAGAAAGAGCAAGAUUCUUUGUGUACUUCAGCGUAAGCCAUUACUCCUGAAAAUUCAAGUAUCCUCAGUCAAACUGGCUUGCAUUUUGUGCAGGCUAUUUGAGUCAUCACCGGGUGGUCUGAGUCUAUCUAAUGCUCAGAUCUGUAGGCAGGAGUCUCAAAAUCUAAAGCUAGGAGAACUAUCAGGAUGCAUAGGAGAGAUUCUUGAAAUACAAAAAGAAGGGAGAACGCCUGAUGAUGGACGUCUUAUGUUAAUAGUUGAGUCCCUUAACUUGAGAUCAAAACAAGAACUCUUGAGUGAGUUUAUUGCAAUAAAAAAGGAGAGACAGAAAGCUGAGUACAGCAAAAUAACAGGGGAUUUAGAUCAAAUUUCCCAAACUGUUGAUCUGAUAUCUCGUAUUCGUGAUUGCAUGGUUAAGCUUGAGAACUUUAUAGCCAGAAAUGGUUUGCAGAUUCCUCCAUAUUUCCGCUGUCCAUUAUCUUUGGAACUCAUGUUGGAUCCUGUAAUUGUCGCUUCUGGCCAAACUUACGAGGGGACUGCCAUUCGGAAGUGGUUGGAUCAUGGACUGGUGACAUGUCCCAAAACUGAUUUGUGCUCAGUCCAAAGACAUUCUGAGCACAUGAAUUGUUUAGAUGAUCUUCAAUAUCCUCCACAACUGAGAAGUUCAACAUCCAUACCAUCACUUGAAGAUGGGCAUGGUUUCGAGACUCUGUACGUCGAUGUUUCUCCUCGACUUAAUGAAGAAGGUUAUUGUCUUUUCAGGGAAAAAUGUCAUCAGCAAUCCUCUGAACUUUCAUAUGUACAUAGCAGGAGUGAAUCAGCAUCGACUGCAAUCACCAGCAUUGAUUAUCUCCCAGUGGCAUCAACUGAAAUUUCCAGAACAUCCAGUAAGCAGGAUGAUGCUAGUAAUAGAUCAGGGGCUAUAACAACAUUUUACUCUCCUUCAAACAAAAUUCCAUCUUCAGGGGAACACCAUAACAGCAGCAAAACAAUGGCUGAAAUAGUUAAGAAUGGUAGCCGUAGGCCAUCUAGAACACUUUCGUCUCCAUCUGAGUUUGGGUCUACCAAUUUGGCUAGUACUUCAGAUGUGGACAAACUCAUUGAAGACUUGAAGAGUUCAUCAACUGAGCUGCAAAGCACUGCUGCUAGAGAAAUACGGUUUCUUGCAAAAUAUAAUAUGGAAAAUCGCUUCAUUAUAGGCCAGUGUGGGGCUAUUUCCCCAUUAACCUCUCUGUUGUACUCAGAUGUCGAGCUGAUCCAAGAGCAUGCAGUCACAGCCCUUCUAAAUUUAUCAAUCAAUGAAAAAAUCAAGGCUAGAAUUGGAGCAGAAGGUGCUGUAGAACCACUUAUCCAUGUCUUGAGAAUUGGAAAUGCAGUGGCCAGAGAGAAUGCUGCAGCUGCUCUUUUUAGCCUCUCACUUCUGGGUGAGUACAGGAUAAAAAUAGGUCGAUCAGGUGCUGUUAAACCUUUGGUUGAUCUUUUACAAUCAGGUACCCUCAGAGGACUGAAGGACGCUGCCACUGCCUUAUUUAACCUAUCAAUAUUUCAAGAAAAUAAGGCUCGUAUAGUUCAAGCUGGAGCAAUUAAGUACUUGGUUCGAUUAAUGGACCCUGCAUCAGAAAUGAUUGACAAAGCUGUCGCACUUCUUGCAAAUUUGUCUACUAUCACAGAAGGAUGCUCCGCUAUUGCCCGAGGGGGCAUACCAUUACUUGUCGAGAUUGUCGAGACAGGAUCUCAAAGAGGAAAAGAAAAUGCUGCCUCGAUACUGUUGCAGCUGUGCAUCAACAGUCCCAGAUAUUGUCGGAGUAUUCUGCAAGAAGGAGUUGUUCCCCCUCUCGUCACAUUGUCUCUCUCUGGCACUCCCAGAGCUAAGGAAAAGGCUCAACAGCUUCUUAGUCACUUCCGCAGCCAGCGUAAGAGUGCGGUCGUGAGAGGAAGAUCAUGAAAGGCAACAAUAAUUUAUCCAUUAACGCUUUCUUUUCUGCAUCUUAUGGCUAUCAUAGGUAAAAGAUUUUGUCCAGAGACAUUGCUUCUGAAUGGAUUAUUACCUUAUGAUCACUCAUAUAUCCGUUGCAACCAUAUCGUCUGACAUGCAUAUAGAAUUAGACCUUUUUGUCUGACUGCACCAAAUGCAAGUAGUCCUGUACAGAGGUUUGUAUAAAUGCUUAAUCUCAUGGACGGCAUUUUCUCUAGUUUCAAAAUAUGCCCAUACGUCGAUAGUUUGAAUCAUCACAAGGAUAAUUAACUGCUAAAACCGUUGCUGCAUCUUUAGACUAUCAUGGGAAACUUUUGGAUCAUUUCUCACUGAAGCUGUCAACAAUUUCCAGCUAUCAAGAUCAAGAAAAUUAUAGGGUUCAUAUCAGACUCAUAUCUAUCUUGAUAUCUGAAUCGUAAGCUGGAUUUCUUCUUCUCUCUACUGAUAGAUCACACUGUCUCUUGAAAUUGCUAAAGCGUGUUAGGUGAUCUAGAUUUUCACAUAUGCUGGAACACUAUUGUGAAAACACUCAGAUGUUUCGUUCCGGAUCUUCUGCUGUAAUUUUGAACGAUGAUCAAUCGUUGUACCAUGUAAGAUCAUUGGAAUGUUAGAUUUAUUACCAGAAUACAAUGC
Molecule: messenger RNA, 3275 nt
Organism: Sesamum indicum (sesame)
Lineage: Eukaryota; Viridiplantae; Streptophyta; Magnoliopsida; Lamiales; Pedaliaceae
Source: RefSeq, a predicted model, not a curated record